Messenger RNA from Chrysochloris asiatica (Cape golden mole), 1767 nucleotides. Its product is annotated as ankyrin repeat domain-containing protein 33B-like. The transcript has 7 exons. The record is from RefSeq and is a predicted model, not a curated record. The coding region runs from base 1 to 1767 and encodes 588 amino acids. Lineage: Eukaryota; Metazoa; Chordata; Mammalia; Afrosoricida; Chrysochloridae. Gene Ontology annotation, molecular function: protein binding.
AUGAUCCCUGAAUUUACCAGGCCCAGCUCCGAGGGCGCUCACCACCGCGCCCUAUGGAGCACCCUGUUCUGCAGCUCAGAGGCCCACAUCCUACACCGGAAGAAAAUCCAACCACAGCCUCCAGUUUUAAGGGGCGCCGACUGCCCCACGUCGUGCUGUGUCCCGGGUGUUCCCCGAUCUAAGGCGGUCAGGCUGGGUGGAGUGGCCCCCAGAGCCUGGGGGCGAGGCAGUGAAGUCCACGCCCCGACGCGGCGGGAGGCGUCUUGCUCUGGCUCCGGGCGCGAGGACUGGGAGCCAGUUGUCCCCACGCGGGCCGCUGCGCAGGGCGCGCCACUCCAGGGUGCGAAGUGCGUAACGCCGCCUCUGCCGUCCCCGCCGCGGGUUGAGUCGGCCGAGGGGGACUCCGAAGACUACGAAGAGUAUGAGGACUUUUCUCAGCUUCCCGACACCCACAGCAUCGCCUCGGACGACUCUUUCUACCCCGCCGCCGACGAAGAGGAGCGAUGCUUCUCGAGCGGGGAGGGCGUCCGGGAGGGAAUCCCGGAGGCAGCGACCCUCCUGCGCGCCGCCUGCGCCAACGACGUGGAACUGCUGCAGGCACUGGUGCGCCGGGGGCCGCGCGCCGAGGAGGUGCAGGAAACAGACCGCAACGGCCGGACUGCCCUUAUUGUCGCCUGCUACCACGGCUUCGUGGGUGCGGUAGUGGUCUUAGCAGAGUGCCCCCACAUUGAUGUCAACUGGCAGGACCACGAGGGGAACACCGCUCUCAUCAUUGCUUCACAGGCAGGGCACGCCACCAUCACCAGCUACUUGUUGAACUAUUUCCCUGGUCUCGACCUGGAGAGGAGGAACGUGUUCGGGUUCACAGCGCUGAUGAAAGCCGCCAUGCAGGGCCGGACCCAGUGCAUCCGAGCCCUGAUGCUGGCAGGGGCAGAUGUCCAAGCGAGGGACCCCCGGCGCGGGAUGUCGCCGCAGGAGUGGGCUGCCUACACGGGACGUACGGACUCGGUCCGUCUGAUGGAGAGGCUGCUGGAGCGUCCUUGCCCUGAACAGUUUUCGGAAAAGUACAAGCUGGAGCUACUGAGGGUCCCGGAGGUCCUUCUGAAGCCCUCGGUCUCCAAAAACUGCCUGCAGAGGUUGGCCGAGUUCCUGCGGUCCACUCUGACCUCCCGCUCCAGUCAGGGCCUGCAGGAUGGGGGCGCCCUGGACCACAUGGUCAAGAUGACCACAAGCCUCUACAGCCCGGCGGUGGCCGUCAUCUGCCAGACCGUGUGCCCUGAGAGUACCCCCAGCGUGGGGAAAAGGUGGCUGGCCGUGCAGGAAAUCCUGGGGGCUCCGGGAAACCGGGACACCCGUGGCCAGGACAGGGACAAGGCAGAGGGCCCUCAACAGCUAUGCCGGACCUCCCAAGCUGGGGAGGUCUCCAGCUUGGGGUCCCCGAGAUCCAGCCUGCCGUCGUCGCCGCCCAGGUCGGGUAUCCAAGUGGCACCCGCCGCCCGGAAGGCCAGCCUCUUGCCCUUGCAGCUGCUGAGACGGGGCAGUGUGCGGCCGGGCGUGGUCAUCCCCAAGGUUCGAAUCAGCAAGGCGCCUGCGCCCACCUUCCAACCGGAGCGAGCGCCCACUAAGGACAGCGCCCACCUGCAGAUACCCAAGUGGCGCUACAAGGAGGCCAAGGAAGAGAAGAGGAAGGCGGAGGAGGCUGAGAGGAAGCACACGGCAGAGACACAGAAGCAAAGGCGGGCGUCCCGCUGGAGGAAAAGGACGUGA